AUGGAGCAAGCCUUGAAGAGGAACACAUACGAUAUCAAUACCCUCAACAAGACUUACACCAAAUUCGAAAAGAACUUCUUUAAAUGGCAGACUGACUUGCUUGACUACGAAAAGGAAAAUGCCAUUGAACUUCAUCAAGAAUUCAUGGAUGGAAUGAGUCUGAUUCAAAGUCAAAUGGUAGAGAUACAGGGUCAUAUGAGCAGAGCUGAUGAAGAGCAAUUGGAACAAGUCGAAUCAUUUGUAAGGCAACUUCAGGAAGUUGAAGAUGCAGAAGCAGCUGCUAAUAAAGAGAAGAACCUGACUUCCCAUGGCGAUGAUAAUGUUAAAAAGGGGAAAGGAAGUUCUAGAGGUGGCAACAACAGUAGAGAAGGCAGCAACAGUAUAGGAGGCAACAACAGUAGAGGAGGCAGUUGUGUUUCAACCGGCACCAGAUUAAAAAGAAAACAAACCGGUGAUGGUAAAUGUAGGACAAUCAAAAGAGGUGGAGGUCGCAACGGUGAUCGUGGUGGUGGAAGUGGUGGAAGUGGUCGUGGUGGCCGUUCUCUCCUUCCUUUUCAUAACCUUCUAAAUGGUGAAGGAUUCAGAUGUGAAUGA
Messenger RNA from Impatiens glandulifera, 594 nucleotides. Its product is annotated as keratin, type I cytoskeletal 9-like. The record is from RefSeq and is a predicted model, not a curated record. The transcript has a single exon. NCBI's taxonomy places the organism in Eukaryota, Viridiplantae, Streptophyta, Magnoliopsida, Ericales, Balsaminaceae. Bases 1 to 594 code for a protein of 197 amino acids.